GCGGGCUGCGCGGGGCUGCGGAGAGCUGCGCUCGCGGCGCGGGGUUGCACGCGCCGCCCAGCUUGCCUUCCGUGACCUUUUUUGCCGCCGCCUCCGCCCCGCCCCGCCCCGCCGAGACCUGGCUCCGGCAGCCGGCUCUCGGGCUGCCACCUGGGGAUCCAGAGCGAAGCCGGUUGUCCUUGCUGGAAGGAACCAUGAGCCGCCAUUUUCCACUCUUGCUCUUGGCCACAGUGACUUUGCCCUUCGUCUGCUCCCGGUUAAAUCCCCUGCUUCUUGAGGAGCUCAGCUCCAACACAGGAAUCCAGGUUUUCAAUCAGAUCAUCAAGUCUCAGCCUCAUGAGAACGUUGUCGUUUCCCCCCAUGGGAUUGCGUCAGUCCUCGGGAUGCUUCAGCUGGGGGCUGACGGCAAGACAAAGAAGCAGCUUACCACGAUGAUGCGAUAUGGUGUGAAUAGAGUUGGCAAAAUGUUAAAGAAGAUCAACAAGGCCAUCGUCUCCAAGAAGAAUAAAGAUGUUGUGACUGUGGCUAAUGCAGUAUUUGUUAAGAAUGGCUUUAAAAUGGAAGCGCCUUUUGUGACAAGGAACAAAGAUGUGUUUCUAUGUGAAGUCCGGAAUGUGAGCUUUGAGGAUCCAGCCUCCGCCUGUGACUCAAUCAACAUGUGGGUGAAAAAUGAGACCAGGGGUAUGAUCAACAGCCUCAUCUCCCCCGAUGACCUUAGUGGCGAACUCAUCAGGCUGGUCCUCGUCAAUGCCGUGUAUUUUAAGGGUUUGUGGAAAUCACGGUUUCAACCUGAGAACACAAAGAAACGGCCGUUUAUGGCCGCUGAUGGGAAUUCCUAUCCAGUGCCGAUGCUAGCCCAGCUCUCUGUGUUCCGGUGUGGGUCCACAAGCACCUCCAAUGAUCUGUGGUACAAGUUCAUCGAGCUGCCCUACCACGGAGACAGCAUCAGCAUGCUGAUUGUGCUCCCGACUGAGAGCGCCACGCCCGUGUCGGCCAUCAUCCCCCACAUCAGCAUCAAGACCAUAGACAGCUGGAUGAGCAUGAUGGUGCCCAAGAGGAUACAGGUGAUCCUGCCCAAGUUCACAGCUGUAGCUCAAACAGAUAUGAAGGAGUCGCUGAAAGUUCUUGGCAUUACCGAGAUGUUCGAGCCAUCAAAGGCAAAUUUUUCGAGAAUAACAAGGUCAGAAAGCCUUCAUGUUUCUCACAUUUUACAAAAGGCAAAAAUUGAAGUCAGUGAAGACGGAACCAAAGCUUCAGCAGCAACAACUGCCAUUCUGAUCGCAAGAUCGUCGCCACCUUGGUUUAUAGUAGAUAGGCCUUUUCUAUUUAUCAUCCGACAUAAUCCUACAGGUGCUAUCUUAUUCAUGGGGCAGAUAAACAAACCCUGAAGAGUAUACAGAAGAAACCAUACAAAGCAAAGACUACUUUGCUGUGAACAAGACUCCUUUCCUACAUCUUUUUCAUAGUUCUGUUAAAUAUUUUUGUACGUUGCUUCCGUUUUCCAAAACUAGUUCUUAGCAACAGAGACUGGGUGACACAAACACUUCUGUUCUGGGAUGUGUUUUAGAGGGAAAGAAGGACAGGAUGGCUGGAACACUGUACUUAGAAAUGAAUAGAAAGGCUUCAAAACUGUCUGAAAGAUUCUUUAAACUACUGAAUGGUUACAUAGGUUAACAACCCUCUUGAGCAUUUACUGUCCUGUCCAGGAUUUUUGUUUUGUUUUGUUUUUAUGUGUGGCUUUUCAGAAGAUAUUUAAUCAGUGUGACAGGGAAAAAAAAAAAAAAAAGACAUUUUUAUGGUAGCAUUGACUUUUUAUGAAAAAAUAUAUUAUUUGCCUUUUUAAUUUUUUUCCUCCAUCCAAAGUCAUGAUGGUAAGCAUUAUUUUCAGGGUAGAAAUAGCUAAGUCUCACCUCCGUGUGUGUUUUUGUUGUCGUCGUUGUUUUAUGUAUGAGUAUAUUCACUAAAAGUUUUAAAAAACUAAUGUCUUACUAGACAAGGUUGCUGUUGUGCAGUGUGCCUGUCACCAUUGGUCUGCACUCUUCAGAUUUGCAUUUUUGUAUUUUGUACAAAGUAAAAAAUAAAGCGUUUGUGAGCAGUUAAAAAAAAUGCUGCUUCUCCAUUAUUGGAAAAUACAACAAAAGAAACAGCUUUUUUAAAACCUUUUGACCUCUUCUAAUAAUAUCUUUGCAUUUAAGCAAACAAUAAAAAGGCCAAGCCUCUGGGCUUUUCCUUUUUCCUCUGAACCUGACAAUCAAACAUUGUUUUCUGCUUCACCGCUUCUCAGUUUAGAGAUCAUGUCAAAAGAAUAACUAUUCUGGUAAUCCCAGUUCUAAUCUCAGCUGCAUUUCACAUCUCAAGCAAUGCCUGAAUAUUCUCAGCACAAGGUAGGGAUUUUGUAAGUGAAUGGUUUUUCUUUUAGGUGAUAAGCUGGAGUAUUUGUUUUUUGAAAUGACGAAAUUUUUUUGUUUUGUGGAAGAAGAAUCAUAUUCCAAGUUGAACUCAGAAGCAACUGUCACAUAUCUGGCACAGCCACACUUGAUUUGCCUGAUCUUUUCACUCAUUUUAUAAAGGUUUGAAUCCAAAAAAAAAAAAAAGCCCACUGCUGUUGAGUCGGUUGCUACUCAUAGUGACCCUAUAGGACAGAGUAGAACUGCCCCGUAAAGUUUCCAAGGAGCCCUUGUGGAUUCGAACUGCCAGCCUCUUGGUUAGCACUUAACUGCUACGCCACCAGGGGUUCUGCUUAUUUAAAUCAGAAUAGUUUAAAAUACUUCUUGUAAAAACCUGAAAACAUUUUUUUUUCUUUUUUUUUUAACACAUGGGCUCUACUGAUCACUCUUUAACUAUACAUUAAAACCUCAUAUUCAUUCAUCAAGAAGGAAAAUGAGGUCUCCAAGUAUGAGAAACAUGAUUCAGAAGAUUGGAAGCAUAAUACCUCUAUGUCUUGAUAACCAUGUCGUUUGACCAGUCAGAGCCUAUACUGUUCUCAUAAUUUAUGCAUUUUAUGUUUUUGAAAUCACUUAGCUGAAAACACUGGUGGCUGUAGAAAAGACCAGCUUUUGAAGCAAAAUCAUGUUAGAAAAUUUUAUACCUAUACUUUUAUGAAUUAAACUCUCAUAUCCACAAAUUGCAGGAAAAAAAGCAUCCGCCAAUUUGCCUUUUAUAAUUCUGAUCUGUUAAGUGGAAUGAGCUCUAUUGCUAGUAAGUAUGUAUGCUUUGGCUAAUUAAAAGAGAAGGGAGAAAAGGGAACUGUUUUCCCUAUUUUGAAGAGCUACCUCAGGCCACUUUCUAGUAAACAUGUUAAUAAUUGCUAAUAUCUCUAACAGCCUCUUCUACUGGGUUCUCUAGUUUUCUGAUCCCAUUCAGAUAUUAUUUUUGAAGAGUUUAAAAUAGAAAUAGUGUUUGUAGGAAUCCCAGAAUUAUACACUCACUUCAUUCAUUGAGGUACCUACUGGGUACCAAAUUCUGGGGCGCUUGUAGGGAUGGAGAGAUAAAUACGUCAUUUCCUUAAGGAAUUUAGUCUUGGGAAGGAGAGAGACAAUACUAGCACAGCAAGGUUUCUCACUGUUACAAGUGUAUUUAUAAUAUAUGGAAGUAAGACAGGAGUAUGAGUCCAAGAGAGAAAAUGUAAAAAUGUCUGCAGAGCCAAGGCUAGAUCCCAGGGCUCACUCCAGAAAGGACCAAGAGUUUGCCUUUCUAAUAUUGCCUAAUGGAAUAUCCUUUUUGUAUCAUACUGCGGUGCAGUGAAUUACUUCUGUAUGGCCCUUCUAGCCAUGCACUUGUAACCCUCACAAAAUGAUUGGGUGGGACUAGGCAAAUAAGGUGCUUGUGGACCACCAAGGGGGUUGGAUAGUUUUGCUAUUGCAAACAAGGUACAUGGAAUGCUUGCAGGGGUGGGAUCAUGUAAAUAAGCUGCAUGGAAUCCUUGUCGGGGAUUGGUCAGUUUUGCCAUUCCCCUAGGCUUAAAGGGAGCCAAUCCCAGAGGUUGGAGGGGGACCUCACUACUAUCAAGAAAAAGCCAGGAGCAGGAUACAUCCCUUAGACCCAGGGUCCUUACACUGAGAACUUCCUGGACCCAGGAAACAGAACUGUAACACUGAAGACGGCAUGAGACGGCAGCAGUACGGGACCAGGAGGCUAUGCUCACUGACCUACAGAGCAAGAGAGCCAAGUGCCUUCAGGCAGGAGGAUUCCUGGUAAAGUAGGGUGUCUCUGGGCACUUACCAGCGGAGCUAAGGAGCUUUGUAACACUUGCCUGAGCAGAGCAGAGGCCAGGCCCAGAGCAUGGGUUGAGGGCUGAGGGCUGAGAGAGGUAUGGCUGAGAAGAACCUGUUCUGAUCAAAGAACUGCAUCCUGAGUCGUUCCUGUUACUUCCAACCUGAUUCUGAUCUGAAUUGUAACCUGUUACUUCCCUAAUAAACCCCAUAACUGUGA
This is a messenger RNA of Loxodonta africana (African savanna elephant), 4431 nucleotides long. RefSeq names its product serpin family E member 2 (gene SERPINE2). The transcript is spliced from 9 exons. Lineage: Eukaryota; Metazoa; Chordata; Mammalia; Proboscidea; Elephantidae. The coding region runs from base 195 to 1388 and encodes 397 amino acids. Gene Ontology annotation, biological process: negative regulation of plasminogen activation; negative regulation of endopeptidase activity. Gene Ontology annotation, molecular function: serine-type endopeptidase inhibitor activity. The record is from RefSeq and is a predicted model, not a curated record.